AUGCCUGCUCAGGAGUACUUGCGGCAUAUCGACGCCCGCCGGUUUACUACCGGCGUGGCUUUGUUAGUCCUGAUUGCCUUCUACUCGCCCCUUUCGAAGCUGGUUAUGUCUCCAACAUAUGGAUCUUUCCCCUCGCAUAUCUUCCAUAGUUUUGGAGUGGCCAUCUCCGGCGGAAUCGGAUGGCUUCUCAAAGAUAAGAUUCUGAAGCGCCUGGGCCGUUUGGGUGGUUACAUGCUUCCUGUGUUGGCAUUCUGGGUCCCGACUCUCCAGUAUUUCAUGAAGCAGCAGAGCUCCAAGAUUGGUAACCCCACGGGUCCAGUGGUUACAGAAAUGUGUGGUUACUACCCUCUAGUUCUGCUGACAGUUGCCUACGCCGGCAAACAAAUCCAAACUUCUCUACGCCUCGAGGCACAGGGCGACUUGGUCGUUGAGCAUGUACCCCUGAUCGGUACAUAUAUCCUCUAUUCGAUCGGCGAGCACAUUGCCAAGACUAUUCUGUCUUGGAUUGUUGGAACUUCUUUCUUGUUCACUCGUGUGGGUAUGCAAAUGCUCAUUGCAGCUUUGUACUCCGCGGUCCUUCCGUCAAAAUGGCUGGCCCUGGCUAUCCCCUCGAUAAUCUUCUCAGUGACCUCUAAUGUCCAUUUUGCUGGAAUGAGUGGUGUCAAUUCGGCAAUUGCCCACGAAGGAUACACUCUCUUGGCACGUCAGGAAGCUUACACUGGCUACAUCUCUGUUUUGGAAAACGACAACGACGGAUUCCGAGUCAUGCGCUGUGACCACAGUCUGCUUGGUGGACAGUGGACUAAACUGGCACCAGGUUACCACCCCCAGGUGGAAGAUCCUAUCUACGCAGUCUUUGCCAUGCUCGAGGCUGUCCGUCUGGUUGAGCCGGAUCACGGCAUUUCUCGUGUUGACGCAGACAGCAAGGCGCUAGUCGUUGGCCUUGGAAUUGGUACAACACCAUCUGCCCUAAUCAAGCACGGUAUCGAGACCACUAUCGUCGAAAUCGACCCUGUUGUGCACAAGUUCGCCACCGAGUACUUCAACCUUCCAGCAAACCACAUCCCCGUCAUCCAAGAUGCCGUGAAAUUCGUCAAGAAGGCCGAAUCUUCGCCCAACUCACCCAAAUAUGACUACAUCAUCCACGAUGUAUUCACUGGUGGUGCGGAGCCCGCCGAACUUUUCACCUAUGAAUUCCUGUCCGGCCUCCACGCGCUCCUCAAGGAAGACGGUGUCAUUGCCAUUAACUAUGCCGGUGACUUGAACCUCUACCCCACCGGUCUCACUGUCCGCACCGUCCAGGCCGUCUUCCCAUCCUGCCGCAUCUUCCGCGAAGCUCCCUUCGGAGAUGAAGAAAACUCCAGCUUCACCAACAUGGUCUUGUUCUGCAAGAAGAGCUCCACCACCCCGAUUCAAUUCCGUGAUCCUGUCCCGGCAGACUUCCUUGGCAGCAAGUCUCGGGAAAAUUACCUUGUUCCCCAUCACGAACUCGACGCUGCCAUUUUCUCCUCUUACCCCAAGACUGGCAGAUCCAUUCUGGUGGCGAAGGAGGUCGGACGACUUGACAAGUUCCAGGAUCGCAGUGCGUUGGAGCACUGGUCCAUCAUGCGGAAUGUCAUGCCUGAUGCCGUGUGGGAGAACUGGUGA
This is a messenger RNA of Penicillium paradoxum, 1647 nucleotides long. RefSeq names its product spermidine synthase. NCBI's taxonomy places the organism in Eukaryota, Fungi, Ascomycota, Eurotiomycetes, Eurotiales, Aspergillaceae. The transcript is spliced from 3 exons. Bases 1 to 1647 code for a protein of 548 amino acids. The record is from RefSeq and is a predicted model, not a curated record.